GCAUUUCCUGGUCUGGAGCCGGCUGAGCCACAGCAGGGUCGCCGCGGGGUCCCGGGGCCGUGCUCCCCUGCCCCUCCCGGGAGCGCGCGGGGCGGGGCGGGGCGGGGCGGGACCAGGCGGGCGAGCUGGGCCCUCGCCCCUCCCUCGGGCGGUCACCUGGGCACGGGCGCUGCAGGUGUCGGGGCCUCAACCUUGCGGAGCCGACAGCCAUCGAUCCUCGGGUGAGUGCGGGCGCAGGUGGAGGGCGCCCGGCGCUCUCGCCACCGGCGUCCCAGCCUCGGGGCGGCGAACGGUCCCCGCGCCGCUCCCAGCCUCCCUGGCCGGGCGUUCAGCGCGCCUGGGAGGGGAAGGAAUUUCCUUUGCAGGAACUCAGGGGCUGGGGGUUCUCUGCUACUUAAGAGAUCCAGGAGUGGAGCCCGGACGCCCGAGCCUUCCUGCUUCGGGAUGGGGAUUACCGCGGAGCCUUAGCAACUGGGGUGGCCUCGAGGUGGUGGCAGGGCCGCCCCCUGCAGUCCGGAGACGAACGCACGGACCGGGCCUCCGGAGGCAGGUUCGGCUGGAAGGAACCGCUCUCGCUUCGUCCUACACUUGCGCAAAUGUCUCCGGCUUGCUCCACUUAUCGGGCUCACCAAAUACAGCUGCAGUAUGAAUUCCAUCUUCUACACAACAGUAAACCAGAAUGUUCAUGUUCACAGCGUUCAUCUCCCAUCCUGUUGUCUAACGCACAUGGUUUUUUUAAACUUUUCUAAGAUUGCAUGAGAUUCUGCAACACAACUGAUUAUAAAAACACUUGAAGUUUUUACCUUUUUUUUUACUUUCCAACUCUCGUGAAUGUACAGAGGACUUUCCAGAAGCUACAUGAUGUGUGAUAUUUCAGCUGAUGAAAUGUAGAUGUAUAGGUAAUCGGUCAGAGUGGUGGGAGAAACUGUUGGGAAAGGAGCAGGCCUUCUGAAAGGUCGGAAGGCUUCAGGGGAGAAUAAGCUGAACGCAGCUGUUCUCUGACCUUGAGGCAGAGGGCAAGGAGUAGGUACAAGGACGUGUAGGAGAAUUUAUCUUAAAUAGGCUUGUUCACUUGUGUUGUCCAGAAACGACUUUUGAUCAUCAGCGCGCAUGACUGCUCCCUGAAAGGAAGAACAAUAAUGUUAAUUACCCGCAGACUGUGUUUGCUCCAGGCUUUCGGCAUUAUGUCUGUACUGAAUAAAAGCAAGCAGCUCCAGCUGUUCGAGGCUGCUCUCUUCUUCAGCCAUUAGUGCCGGGCAGCCCACUAGCUGCUGUUACACUGCAUAUCUGUGUCUGAGUACUCCUUUCUUCAGUUGCUUGGCCAGGGUCUGUGGGACAGACCCAGCAGCUGGUGCCCUGUGUGAGGAACGCUGCAAUGGAUCGCGACGGAACCCUCGAAAACGAAGGUGAAGAGACUGCGCAAGCUUACUCACAUAGCAUAUUGGUAUAUCAAAAUGAAAUGCAAGGAACCAAAAAUAACAUAAUUGAAGGCAGUAAAAGUGAAAUUAAAUAGGAAGAUCAUCAGUCAAGGAAGACCCACUGGAGAGGACAGAAAAUGAAGCAGUGUUUUAUCAUGUGUAUUUCAGCAGGUCUUCUUGAAAUUUAACUAAAAAUAUGACUGCUCUCUCUUCAGAGAACUGCUCUUUUCAGUACCAGUUACGUCAAACAAACCAGCCCCUAGAUGUUAACUAUCUGCUAUUCUUGAUCAUACUUGGGAAAAUAUUAUUAAAUAUCCUUACACUAGGAAUGAGAAGAAAAAACACCUGUCAAAAUUUUAUGGAAUAUUUUUGCAUUUCACUAGCAUUCGUUGAUCUUUUACUUUUGGUAAACAUUUCCAUUAUAUUGUAUUUCAGGGAUUUUGUACUUUUAAGCAUUAGGUUCACUAAAUACCACAUCUGCCUAUUUACUCAAAUUAUUUCCUUUACUUAUGGCUUUUUGCAUUAUCCAGUUUUCCUGACAGCUUGUAUAGAUUAUUGCCUGAAUUUCUCUAAAACAACCAAGCUUUCAUUUAAGUGUCAAAAAUUAUUUUAUUUCUUUACAGUAAUUUUAAUUUGGAUUUCAGUCCUUGCUUAUGUUUUGGGAGACCCAGCCAUCUACCAAAGCCUGAAGGCACAGAAUGCUUAUUCUCGUCACUGUCCUUUCUAUGUCAGCAUUCAGAGUUACUGGCUGUCAUUUUUCAUGGUGAUGAUUUUAUUUGUAGCUUUCAUAACCUGUUGGGAAGAAGUUACUACUUUGGUACAGGCUAUCAGGAUAACUUCCUAUAUGAAUGAAACUAUCUUAUAUUUUCCUUUUUCAUCCCACUCCAGUUAUACUGUGAGAUCUAAAAAAAUAUUCUUAUCCAAGCUCAUUGUCUGUUUUCUCAGUACCUGGUUACCAUUUGUACUACUUCAGGUAAUCAUUGUUUUACUUAAAGUUCAGAUUCCAGCAUAUAUUGAGAUGAAUAUUCCCUGGUUAUACUUUGUCAAUAGUUUUCUCAUUGCUACAGUGUAUUGGUUUAAUUGUCACAAGCUUAAUUUAAAAGACAUUGGAUUACCUUUGGAUCCAUUUGUCAACUGGAAGUGCUGCUUCAUUCCACUUACAAUUCCUAAUCUUGAGCAAAUUGAAAAGCCUAUAUCAAUAAUGAUUUGUUAAUAUUAUUAAUUAAAAGUUACAGCUGUCAUAAGAUCAUAAUUUUAUGAACAGAAAGAACUCAGGACAUAUUAAAAAAUAAACUGAACUAAAACAACUUUUGCCCCCUGACUGAUAGCAUUUCAGAAUGUGUCUUUUGAAGGGCUAUGAUACCAGUUAUUAAAUAGUGUUUUAUUUUAAAAACAAAAUAAUUCCAAGAAGUUUUUAUAGUUAUUCAGGGACACUAUAUUACAAAUAUUACUUUGUUAUUAACACAAAAAGUGAUAAGAGUUAACAUUUGGCUAUACUGAUGUUUGUGUUACUCAAAAAAACUACUGGAUGCAAACUGUUAUGUAAAUCUGAGAUUUCACUGACAACUUUAAGAUAUCAACCUAAACAUUUUUAUUAAAUGUUCAAAUGAAAGCAA
Homo sapiens (human) is the source of this 3034-nucleotide messenger RNA. It is a transcript of the gene GPR160, whose product is annotated as G protein-coupled receptor 160. Gene Ontology annotation, cellular component: membrane; plasma membrane. The transcript has 5 exons. Lineage: Eukaryota; Metazoa; Chordata; Mammalia; Primates; Hominidae. Bases 1615 to 2631 code for a protein of 338 amino acids. The record is from RefSeq and is a predicted model, not a curated record.